Osmerus eperlanus (European smelt) is the source of this 2182-nucleotide messenger RNA. Its product is annotated as thrombomodulin-like. Lineage: Eukaryota; Metazoa; Chordata; Actinopteri; Osmeriformes; Osmeridae. Gene Ontology annotation, cellular component: external side of plasma membrane; membrane; extracellular matrix. Gene Ontology annotation, molecular function: calcium ion binding; extracellular matrix protein binding; transmembrane signaling receptor activity. The record is from RefSeq and is a predicted model, not a curated record. The coding region runs from base 1 to 1614 and encodes 537 amino acids. The transcript has a single exon. Gene Ontology annotation, biological process: cell migration.
AUGAAGGACAUAAUCAGAAUUCUGACUGCGCUCACUGUGCUGGUUGGAGGCAACGGAAAACCACAGAGCGGAUACUGCAUCGGGAGUCAAUGUUUUGCGGUGUUCCAAAACCGCGCGGACUUCCAAACCGCUCAACAACACUGCGAAAGACAGCACGGGAAUUUAAUGACAGUCAGGUCCUCCGUAUCUCAUGACAUUAUAUCAGUCUUAUUAGAUAGUUUAAAUGGAUACUUCUGGAUUGGUUUGCAUUUACAAAGUGGACACUGUCCCGUCGACGAUUCUGAUUUGCGAGGCUACAAGUGGAUAACGGGAGAUAACGCAACCGACUUCCAUAACUGGGGAACCGAGGACACAGCCUGCUCCGACAGAUGUGUGUCGGUGUCCAACAGGGGGUUUAAGUGGAUUGAGCAAUCGUGUAACAAAGAGAUAGCAGGGUUCCUGUGUGAAUAUUAUUUUGAAAACAUUUGCAACCCUUUCGUUGUAAGCGGCGGCGAGUCGGUGGAGUACAUGACUCCAUUAGGAUUCCGAGGAGAGGAUAUGGCGUCAUUACCACCAGGAUCCACUGCCAUACACAGUCAACAUGAAUCGAAAUAUAUUUGUCUGUCUGAGAAAUGGAUGCAAGAACCAUGGCACUGUGAGGUAACCGAAGGAGGUUGUGAUAUCGACUGUUUGUCAGUGGACCCAAAUGUAUGCAUUUGCCCUCCUGGAAAAGUACAGAACGAUAAUAAUGUUACAUGUGAGUACGCGACAACCGACCCUUGUCUUGACUUUGGAUGUGUGCAAAUGUGCUACCAAAAACAGGACGGUCUGAAGUCGUGUUUCACGUUGGCAGAGAGCGGGAAAGUACGCAGGGAUGUCAACACAUGUGUGAAAGAGCUACACUGCCCUGGCGACAACUUUGAGUGUGUGAACACUGCAGAUGGGUUUGAAUGCCGGUGCCAAGAUGGAUACAUGUCAGAAAACGGCAUGUGCGUCGACAUAGAUGAAUGCAACGAAUUUCUUUGUGAACACAAAUGCACCAACACCAAAGGCAGCUACACAUGUUCGUGUUAUGACGGCUACAUUACCGUGCCCACAGACCCUAACAUGUGUAAGUUGCAUUGCCCCUUUGAGGAGUGUCCCGCCGAAUGCGACCCUAACAAUAAAGACCAAUGCAACUGUCCGGAAGGUUACAUACGUGACGAUAGAGACGACGAGGGUGUGUACUGCCUGGAUAUUAACGAGUGUGACAUGUUUCAGUGUGAACAACAGUGCAUAAAUUCGUACGGAAGCUUCGUGUGUCUAUGUGAUGUGGGGUACGUUUUAGUUGAUGGAACCAACUGUCAAAAAGAAACACUCCCCACUGUCAACCCCUCGUGGUUCACAACACCGUCCGAUGUCCACACUCCACCUCUGAUGAACUCGACAUCCACUCCCUCGGUUGUCACAGCGGGGGGUCUGCUAGGAAUAGUAAUAUGUAUAGUCAUUGUUAUUUUAGUAAUGGUUUUAUUUGCCCAUUAUUUCCUAAAACAACGCGGCCAACUACAGACUUCAAGUGCCCCCAAAACUCAAGGAGACGAUUUGCACGAUUUACAAGAAGUAACGACAGAAAAAUGCCAAGCAGUACAAGAGUGAAUUAGAAAAGUAGACACUUGAUUUGAAAUGACAGAUAAUUGUUUUUGACUAGGCGUGAUAGUGAAUGUAUAAGCGUGUGAGUAACUGUUUACACUGUUAAUAACUUGCAUUGGACGAAUGUUAAAUUCAUGCCUGUUGUUUUUGUCAUGUUUGAAGCCUUUAGGUAAAUAUGUUUACACUGGGUCAGAAUAUAGGCUAAUAGACAGCAGUCACGUGUAAAUACGUAGCCUUCAAUGCAAGAUCCACGUUUGGGAAUAAUCAUUUAUCAUGCUGUAAAUGACCUGCAUUGCCAACACAUUGCUCAUGUGUAGGCCAUACAUUUCUUUGUGGGGAGAGCGCCACCGUGUGUAUUAAAACAGUUUGCAGUGUUAUUCUCGUGUUUGAAUUGUGUGCUACAGAAUUUUCUCUACUUCGAUAGUCCCACAUAAGCUACAGGCCUACUAAUUUCUAAAUGUGAAACGAAUGGAAUCUGUUCAUAGUUAGACAGUUGUUUUUGCCGAUACAUUUAGGCCACAUUUUAUUCAUGUAGCAGACGCUUUUAACCAAAAAGUAUCGCGUAAUACAUGUU